AUGUCGCCGCUCAUCUGUUCAUCUCUCAAACAUCUCGUCUCAGUGAGCGGAAGCCGGAGAAAAGUGUGGACUUACUGCCGUUGUUUCUCUGUGCGCUUCGACCGCAUCCUGCUGAAACAAGCCUCCGAGAGGAAGAAGAGGCGGAGGAGGGAGAGAAGAGAGGAAACUGAGAUCCCUCAGUGUGCAGGCUGUAGUCAGCACAUCCUGGACAAGUUCAUCCUGAAGGUGCUGGACAGACACUGGCACUCCAAGUGCCUCAAGUGUGCAGAUUGCCAGACCCCGCUGGCGGACAAAUGCUUCUCCCGGGCAGGCAGCGUCUACUGCAAGGAAGACUUCUUCAAGCGUUUUGGAACAAAGUGUGCAUCAUGCCAACAGGGCAUUCCUCCAACACAGGUAGUACGGAAGGCGCAGGACUUUGUGUAUCACCUGCACUGCUUCGCUUGCAUCAUGUGCAGCAGACAGCUCACCACUGGGGACGAGUUUUACCUCAUGGAGGAUGGGAGGCUGGUGUGCAAGGUGGAUUAUGAGACAGCAAAACAAAAUGAUGAUUCAGAGGCAGGAACCAAGCGACCAAGGACCACCAUCACAGCCAAGCAGCUGGAGACCCUCAAAAGUGCCUAUAAGAACUCACCGAAGCCAGCACGCCACGUCAGAGAGCAGCUUUCCUCUGAGACGGGGCUGGACAUGAGAGUCGUGCAGGUUUGGUUCCAGAACCGGCGAGCAAAGGAAAAGCGACUGAAGAAGGAUGCAGGUCGACACCGCUGGACUCAGUUUUAUAAAAGUGUCAAACGGAGCAGAGGUGGAGCCAAAGUAGAGAAAGAGAGCUCAGCUGACGACGCAGGACUCAGCGACAGUGAACUGAGCUUCAGAGAUGACCAAGUCUUGUCAGAUCUCAGCCACGCAAAUGGGCUUUAUGGUAGCGUUGGCGACGUGACCGGCAGUGCAGUGCUGAAUGGCGGCUUUUCUGUUGACGCAACAGGACAACCAUACCACGACAUCCGAGCAGGAAGUCCUUACGGCCUUCCACAGUCACCUUCAUCCAUCGCCUCUCUGCCCGGCCAUACGCCUCUGCUUAACAACCUGGGCUUCAAUAUGGACAGUCUGGUGGUGCAGGGGGGCCCAGGUGGUGUGGGACAGGCUCUGAGGGCCAUGGCGGGAGGCCCCACCUCAGACCUCUCCACAGGCAGCAGUACAGGAUACCCUGACUUCCCCACCAGUCCAGCUUCAUGGCUGGAUGAAAUGGACCAUUCCCAGUUUUGAGUCUCCAGCAUGGUAGGAAAUAGCUGUGAGGAUACAUCAAAAUGGACUCAUAUAUUAUUUUUUUUAUAUAUUUCCUUGUAUCACCCUACAAGACUGGUAUGUUUGGUGAUGUUGAGUGAAGAGGAGAAGGGAGAGAAGAAGUGUGAAUCUCAGUCCUUCAGCAGUACUACUGAUGAUGUAACAACUGGGUCAAGAUGUGCAGUCUGGACAUAAGCAGCAAAGACCACCCCCACACUGAAUUUUCAAUCUCAGCACUGUCAUUCAUUUUUUGUUUUCGGCUGUCUGUAUGUUGUUUGUUCAGUCGUUAAAAGCAAGACUAAAUUCCCACAUGUGGGAAGAUUAUGGUUGCAGGGGAGAGAAUAUUGUCUCAUCCUUGAAAUAAUCCACACCAUCUUUGUCCAACAGUUACAAGAUUAUGGCUACAAUCUGGAUCAAAGUCCAUAUAAGAUCCAGGAGGCACCUGCAUGCUUCUGAUUCAUAAUGAGUAUGACUUCUGUCUGGCCAUAACAAAGCCUUUGCAGUGGCAAUGCACUUUACUCUCUUCUUUUUCUAUGUGUAUGGACAGGAAUGCAGGAGAGAGACAUAUGCACAAGGCAAAACACAGUGUUUCACUGGGAGAGAAAUUUACAAGAGCAGUGGCACAAGUCUGAAUUUUGAAACAUGCUGAUGUUUUUUAAUGUAUUGCUGGAGCUUACAAGUAUUUAGGAAGUAGAUGGUUGUUGGUCUGUGCGUCCGUCUGUCUGUCCGUCUGUUCAUAGAAGCUUUUAUCUCCCCUGUUUGAUUGAAGGGGAAUGCCAUUUGCUAUACAGCAGAUCUCUGCUAUAUUUAUAGGUGCUUGAGUUGUUCUUGUCAGUACAAAAGCCGUCUGAGAGACGUCCACCAGUAUUACAAAAAAUCAGACCAGGACUCAAUCAGACCUCAUGAGUAUGAGGACAGUCAGGACAUUAAAGAUUUGGAGUUAUUCAGCUCUCACCGCCAGAUAUAAAGGUCAUACAUCUGAAUGGGUUUAUUCUUUUUAAUGCACAGAUAUAUUACACGGAGGUAUCUAUCUACAGGAGAUGCAGGAGAUUUUAAUGAUCCGUUUAAAUGUCAAAAUGUAAAUUUGACAUUAUAGCAAGUAUUAGCAAAGUUGAAC
This is a messenger RNA of Melanotaenia boesemani (Boeseman's rainbowfish), 2395 nucleotides long. RefSeq names its product LIM homeobox 4 (gene lhx4). NCBI's taxonomy places the organism in Eukaryota, Metazoa, Chordata, Actinopteri, Atheriniformes, Melanotaeniidae. The coding region runs from base 1 to 1260 and encodes 419 amino acids. The transcript is spliced from 7 exons. The record is from RefSeq and is a predicted model, not a curated record. Gene Ontology annotation, molecular function: DNA-binding transcription factor activity, RNA polymerase II-specific; RNA polymerase II transcription regulatory region sequence-specific DNA binding. Gene Ontology annotation, cellular component: nucleus. Gene Ontology annotation, biological process: regulation of transcription by RNA polymerase II; neuron differentiation.